Molecule: messenger RNA, 4353 nt
Organism: Cuscuta epithymum
Lineage: Eukaryota; Viridiplantae; Streptophyta; Magnoliopsida; Solanales; Convolvulaceae
Source: the annotation of a GenBank genome assembly
CCUGACAUGAAGUUUUCUCUCUAUAUAUAUGUCAUACCAUCACACAUGCACCUUGAAAAUUACUUUCACACAUGUACAAAAUGUUGUACACGAUCACAAUCACAUUCAAUCAAAUGCACUUAUAAACACUAAAACAAGUUCACCACCAAUCAACACUAAAUGUUUACUAAUCAUGCACCAUACGUCCAUACGGCAUCUUCCAACACAUCACUAUCUUAACACCAACACAAUCACAUUCAACCAAAUGUACUUAUUAAAUGUUAAAACACGAGAUUCCAUCCUCCAAAUGCACUUAUUAAAUGUUAAAACACGAGAUUCCAUCCUAAAAGGUCAACCUGAUAGGAGGAGUAGCUCAUAUGUUAAUAUAACAUUUAGUUCAUCCAAACUUUUCCGGUGUGGGACAUUUAACAUUAAACAAUUAAAAUACUUCAUCAGCUAUCCUAUAUGUUUUCUAAACAUGCACCCUACCUCAUAUUUGUGAAUACGUACUAAAGAGUGCAUAACCAAUUGCAUCCAUAUUUCAUGAUUUUGCAUUACACCGCACAUUUGAAACACAGACACAUUCACACGCAACCAAAUGGAGUUACUGAACUACUGACAACAUUCAUCACCAAUCUGCACUACAUGUUCACAUUUUAAAGCUUAGGAAAAAUUCACACGAAUAAUCCGAACUAUUAGCGGUCUUCCAAUAUUAAUCUCAUUUAUCGGUUAUUCUACAAUAAUCUGUAGUUAACAUGGAAUCUUCUCAAAUUGAUCCCUGUUACCCACUACCCACUAAACCGGUAAACAAAAUAGGAAAGGGAAAAGAAAUCCUCUAUAUACUCCGUAAGAAACUAAAAAGGAACACUGGCAUGUAUCAACUUUUCUUCCCCAAAAACAGUUUGUUCCAAGCUAAGCCUUCAUCUUCAAAUUUUGGAUGAUGGACGAUCCAAGAACUUUAUGUCCUGACAGAUCGGGUAACGAGGCGGAUGGCAUGAGACGAUUCAACUGAAUAUCGCUCGGUUGGGCCAACUUCUUUAUUAUGUCACUGGAAUCACUUCGACACCUCAAUUGCACCAUAACAAUUUGUUUUCAGGAAUUUCACGAUAAGAAAAUGGAAGGAGUUGAGCGACGGACAUGGUGACACAGGCUUGGCUAAUCAAUUUCUCAAGACGUUUUAUCGAUGCUCCUUUCUCCAUAAUUUCUCCACAAAUUCCACAGAACAAGGGGAAGGAGGCUCGUGGAUGAGAUCGUACAUAAAUUCGAAAUUAAGAAGAAGAGAAUGGGGAAGGAAUCGAUAAAAUGUGGGAAAAUUAAGAAGAGGAGGAGGGAAAACAGAGGAUAUCACAAGAUGAGAAGCAGAGAAGAGAACGAAGAACCGAGAAGCCAAGAAAAGAAAGAAAAAAAGAAAAGAAAAUUAAAAGAAAUGAAGAAAGAAAAAAAAGUUAGGCCUUAUUUUACCAAUAUUACUCCUACUAGACCGUUUCCCAACAAAGUGAGCAGACUUGAAAAAUUCCAGAAAUAAGAGUUUCUAUCAGUUACGAUGUACCGAAAAUGCAGGCUUAAAUUAUAAAUCCUGAUAGGCACUUUUAAUGAAAGAAUUUCGUUGAUAAUCAAUUACCAUAUAUCGGUAACUGACAUGCUAAAAUUUAGGAAGACAGUAUACGUGAGUUGAGACUAACGCGUACACAUUUCUUGACCUGAUAUUCCACCCGAUUCAAACAGUCCACGAUCGACCAGAAAGGAAAAGAGAAGCUCUGCAAUUUUUUCCAUGCAACUCGGCACCUGAAGGUUACAAACAAAAUGGAGAAGUUGUUGGUAACUUUGUUAUUUGAUGGGAGGUGGAAUGCUGAAAAUAGGUUUGUUGCUAAGUCAAGUAGCGGAUUACUUGUUGAAGAGAACGCAUCAUUCCCAUCUCUUUUACACGGAAUUAGGACAGUGUUGGGUAUAAGUCAGAAUGUUGAAAUCACAUGUCUGUCAUACCAAAUAGACAAAGCAUUUCCGCCUACUAUUAUUGGCUGUGAAGAAAGUUUACAAUUUUACAUGUGUCUGAAAAAGAGGGAAAUAAAUGAUGUUAGUUCAUACCCAAUGUGUGUUCAAAGUAGAAAGAGUCGGGAUCUAAGUGACUUGCAGAAAGUUGGAAGAGGUGAAGGAGUAGGAGUGAACAAUAAUGAGUCGUUUGAUUUGAAUGUAGCGGGUCUUGAUAUCCAAAGAGGUACUAGUACUGAAGUUGUUGAUAUGUGUAACAGUGAACACCUUGUUCAUGGUACUAGUGACCACAGGAAUGCAUUCCAAGUGAUGGAGAGCCGAAAUUUGUCCAUAAUUGAUGCAUGUAAUUACGAUGCAAUAGGUGAGGGGCAAACACCAUUGAUAUCGUGGAUUCAAGAUGGUGGUAAUAGGAAUAUAGAUGGAAUGGAUACAACACUAAGAAUCAACGGGAUGUAUCCUAGUAAAGAAUAUUUGAAGGAAACGUUGCAACUGUAUGCAAUUCAUAACAAAUUCCAAUUUAAAACAAAAACAUCACACCCGGGAGUUAUUCAUUAUGUGUGUGUUGGUGAGCGCUGCAAAUGGGCUGUGCGUGGCGUGCGGAUAAGUGAUACAGAUUGCUUUGAGGUUAAAAGGUUUGACUCCGUGCACAGUUGCUCCAUUGAUUCCAGACUUGGUGGAAAUAAACAAGCAACUGCAGCAAUAGUUGGAAAAUUAAUUAAACACCAAUACAUGGAUGCAUCCAGAAAACCCUAUCCCCCAAAAGCAAUUAUUGCUGAUUUGAAUAGAGAGUUGGGAUUACAUGUUAAUUACAAAAAAGCGUGGAGGGCGAAGGAGAAAGCUUUGACAUCCCUUACCGGGACUGACUUUGAGUCAUAACAAAAGUUACCACUUUUGUGUUACAUGAUUGAUAAAACUAAUCCAGAUUCAUUGAUAACGCUGGACACCGAUGCAGAAGGUAAUUUUGAAUAUAUGUUUAUAUCACUUGGUGCUUCUAGAAAGGGUUGGCCAGCAUGCCGACCUGUCAUUAGUGUUGAUGGAGCUCAUUUGAAAGGAAAAUUCCGAGGAACAAUAUUGUCUGCUUGUGCACUAGAUGCCAAUAGACAAAUAUUCCCAAUUGCAUUUGGUUUUUGUGGAAGAGAAAAUAAAGAGACAUGGUCAUGGUUUUUUAGGAAAUUAAAAGAGGCAAUUGGUGAGAGGGAGGAUAUGUGUUUUGUUUCGGACAGGAAUGAGGGUUUAAUAAGUGCAGCAAAGGAAAUAUAUCCAAGAGUGAAUCAUGGUCAUUGCGUGCAACAUAUCCUUGGAAAUAUUAUAGCAAAGUUUGGUGGAAAAAAAAGAUAGAGUGACCUGUUUUUUUUUAUGCUCCCGUGCGAGCCCCAACUGAACACAUGUGGCAAUAUUAUAUGAGAUUACUUGAUGCGGAGGAUCCUCGAAUACGUAAUUACUUGGCUGAAAUUGGGGAAGGGAAAUGGGCAAGAUGGAGAAUUGAAAGACGAAGGUAUUCGAUAGUUACCUCUAAUAAUGCGGAGACAUUAAACUCUGUUGAUGGAACAGCUCGGAAGUACCCUAUUGCAAUGUUGGUUGAGUUUCUUAGGACUAAAUUGCAAGCAUGGUUUCAGGCUAGAGGCGAAGAAGCUAACGGUCAUCAAUCGAAGUUGUCACCGGCAGCAGAGUUAGUGCUAGUGAACCUCCUUCAUGACUCAUCCGGAAUGAUUGUUCGACCCAGCAGUGCAUUUGCAUUUGAGGUGAUUAAUAAAAAUUGUAGAGCAUAUGCCGUUGAUCUUGUGGAACGCAAAUGUAGUUGCAGAGAGUUUCAACUAGAAGACUUUGUCUGUGUGCACGCGGUAGCAGCUAUACGUAAUCGGAAUGGGCUGUCUUGUUACGACUACGUUUCAAGUUACUAUAGUAGCGAGUCAUGGGUAGAAGCAUAUAAGGGUUCUGUCCCGCCCUUAGGUUCAUAUUCUCUUUAUGAUGCUCCAGUGGGAAUUAGAAAUUGGGUGGUUAAACCACCAAUAUCAGAUAAACGUCCAGCGGGGAGGCCGAAAAAGAAAAGGAUACCCUCAACAGGGGAAUUUCUGAAGAAGCAAAAAUGUGGAAGGUGUAAGGAGCAAGGUCAUAACCAAAAGACAUGCAACAACCCAAUACCGAGGCAUCAUUUAACAUUUUACCCUUUUUUUUGCUUUGAGUGACCAAAAUUUUGGAGAUAAAUAAUGUUAGCAAUAGUAGUGAUACAGUUGUUCUGGAAACAAAUUUUUAUGUGUUAGUGAAAAUGAAUAAAUUAUUUUGUCCAUUUUUGAGUGCGCAUUGAUGACCACCAAUUCAGUAAUUACUUGUAAUAAGGAAGUCCCAGUAAGUUGCUUUUAUUUUGUAUGUAUUCGUGAAAUUGGC